Messenger RNA from Selaginella moellendorffii, 778 nucleotides. RefSeq names its product late embryogenesis abundant protein 47-like. The record is from RefSeq and is a predicted model, not a curated record. The coding region runs from base 27 to 674 and encodes 215 amino acids. Lineage: Eukaryota; Viridiplantae; Streptophyta; Lycopodiopsida; Selaginellales; Selaginellaceae. The transcript has 3 exons.
CAUCGACGAGAAAGAAGACGAACAGUAUGAGGGGUAUCGCGCUCUCAGGCAUAUACAGGCGCUCGAGCAGCAAACUUGGAUCGCCUGGAGCAGCAUUCUCGACGAUUGCAGCUCGGCAGCAACAGCAGCAGCAGCAAGUGAACUACGGUGCUGACCCGAAGCCGCAGCCGAACCCGGCAGCCAAGCCGCUCGAUAUCGAUGCGCAGCGCCGGGAUCAGCAGCAGCAGCAGCCGCAAGUUGAUGGUCAGGCCAAAACCAUCGGUGAUGCUCUCGAGGAGGCUGCUGCUAAAUCCGGUGACAAGCCACUGGAGCUCAAGGACACGCGAGUGAUUCAAAGCGCCGAGGCGCGGGCCACUGGCGCGGCGGCUGGUGUUCUUGGUGGGCCUGCACAGUACGCGACGCGUCUCUAUGAGAAUGCUGAGAAUGCUACACUGGGGGAAGCACUCCAGGACGUGAAAGCCCAUCUCCCGGCUGACAAAGUUGCGACUCCUCGCGACGCGACUCGGAUCGAGCAGGCCGAGCAGAGGAACGACCCAAUGGGUCGCGUGGAUCCGGCAGGAGUGGCGGCGGCAGUGAAAGAGGCGGCGGAUUAUAACGUGGAUAAAGGAUUCGUGGCGCCGGGGACGCCCGCCGGGGCUGGCGUGGGGGCUGGCCGGGGAGCGGGAAGGGUCUAGCAAGGGUUUAAGCAACCGGUUUUAUUAGAGGGACUCUUUUAGAUCAUUCUGUCAUAAAAUCCAUUUUAGGGCAAGGACCCUCGUGCAGCGCGCGCUCGUACGUC